Messenger RNA from Cooperia oncophora, 204 nucleotides. Lineage: Eukaryota; Metazoa; Nematoda; Chromadorea; Rhabditida; Trichostrongylidae. The record is from the annotation of a GenBank genome assembly.
AUGGGACACAAGAACGCAUUAAACUCGAUUUUCGACAAAACGAAAGAUGUGCUUUCCACGGCGGCAGAAACAACGAAAGGAUACGCAUCUCAAGCGCAGCAGGCAAUAGGAAAAAUCAUCCCAGGAGCUAGUCACGACCACGAUCCGGCAGCGGCUGCUCCAACACAACCUGCAACUGAUCCCACAGUUCCACCUGCACAGUGA